CUUGUUGGAAGCGGAGGAGCGGCGUCGCAAGCAUGGCCAGCGGUUACCCCAAGCCGGACGAGAAGAGCCUGCAGGCCCUGCGCGACGCGGCCAACCGCCUGCGCAUCCACUCCAUCCGCGCCACUUGCGCCUCCAACUCGGGCCACCCCACGUCAUGUUGCAGCGCUGCAGAGAUCAUGUCCGUCCUGUUUUUUCACACCAUGCGCUACAAGCCGACGGAGCCGGGCCAUGCCAGCAACGACCGCUUCGUGCUGUCCAAGGGCCAUGCGGCGCCCGUUCUCUAUGCAGCAUGGGCCGAGGCGGGCUACAUCAAAGAGUCGGAACUGCUGAAGCUGCGGAAGAUCGACUCUGAUCUGGAGGGCCACCCGACCCCUAGGCUGCCUUUUGUGGACGUGGCCACCGGAUCGCUAGGCCAGGGCCUCGGAGCGGCUUGCGGCAUGGCCUACACGGGCAAAUACUUCGACAAGGCCAGCUACCGAGUGUACUGCCUCCUGGGCGACGGGGAAUCUUCGGAAGGCUCAGUGUGGGAAGCCCUGGCGUUUGGGUCCCACUAUCGCUUGGACAACCUGGUCGCCAUCUUUGACGUCAACCGGCUGGGGCAGAGCGAGGCGGCCCCGCUCCGCCAUGACACCGACACCUACCGCAGGCGCUGCGAAGCUUUUGGGUGGAACGCCUACGUUGUCGACGGCCACAACGUGGAGGAGCUGUGCCGGGCCCUGUGGCAAGCGGGCCAGACGAAGGGGAAGCCAACGGCCAUUGUGGCCAAGACUUUCAAAGGGCGGGGCAUCCCAGGUGUGGAGGACGCGGACAAUUGGCACGGGAAGCCCAUGCCCAAGGACAAAGUGGAGUCCAUCAUCAAUGCAAUUCAGAGCCAUAUCCAGACCAACAAAGUCUUGUCUAUCCAGCCGCCCACGGAGGACGUCCCGCAGAUCAGCAUUGCGGCGAUCAAGAUGCCUUCUCCGCCCGCGUACAAAAUUGGGGAAAAGGUGGCCACCCGCAAGGCUUAUGGCCUGGCCCUGACAAAACUGGGCAAUGCUAACGAUCGCGUGGUGGCUUUGGAUGGCGACACGAAGAACUCCACUUUUGCGGAGCUCUUCAAGCAGGCCCAUCCCGAGCGCUACAUUGAGUGUUACAUCGCCGAGCAGAACAUGGUCAGCGUGGCUCUGGGCUGUGCCGCGAGGGGCCGCACCGUUGCGUUUGCCAGCACCUUUGCCGCCUUCUUCACCCGGGCCUUCGACCACAUCCGCAUGGGGGCCAUCUCGCAGGCCAACAUCAAUCUCUGCGGCUCUCACAGUGGCUGCUCUAUCGGUGAGGACGGACCCUCUCAGAUGGCCCUGGAGGACUUAGCCAUGUUCCGAACCAUCCCGGGCUGCACCGUGUUCUACCCGAGCGACGGUGUCGCCACGGAACAUGCUGUCUGUCUGUCUGCAAACACCAAGGGGAUAUGCUUCAUUCGAACCAGCCGUCCGGAGACUCCGAUCAUAUACUCCCAGGAAGAAAAGUUUGCAAUAGGCCAGGCCAAGGUUGUGCGCAAGAGUGACAGUGACAAGGUGACGGUGAUCGGAGCGGGCGUCACCCUCCAUGAAGCCCUGACUGCUGCUGACGAGUUGGCCAAACAAGGCAUCCACGUCCGGGUCAUCGACCCUUUCACCAUCAAGCCCUUGGACGCGGAGACCAUCAUCUCCAACGCCAGAGCCACGGGGGGCCGCAUCAUCACCGUGGAGGACCACUACAGAGAGGGAGGUAUUGGUGAAGCCGUAGCAGCAGCUGUCUCGGGAGAACCCGGCCUCCUUGUCCAGAGCCUGGCUGUCUCCGAAGUGCCUCGGAGUGGGAAGCCAGCUGAGCUCCUGGACCUUUUCGGGAUCAGCGCCAAGAACAUCGUGGCGGCGGUGAAAAGCACCUUUGCCAAUUGAUGUUGCCCGCCUGGCUUUGAAGCAGAUGUGGGGAGGGGGUCACGCAGGUAUGAAAAACGGCGGUCUCUGAAAGAGCGGAGGGGAGGCUCUCUGUGAGCCUACCACACUUAAGUUCCCGAACCCAAAUUGCUUUCACUUCCUGUUGCAAUUCCACACGUGCUGCUGCAAGGGGCUUUGUGUGUGCUCGUGACCUAAUGACGCUUUUUUGGAUCUCCCUGCAUUUAAAACCCUCUCCCUCCUCUUCCUUACAAAGCCAGUUCUGUUCAUUUGCGAGUAGCUUAGCUGGGUCAAAAAGCCUAAUGAUAUGUGGGACCAAACAGUGUUUGUCUUACCUGAAUUGACUGACCCCGAUUCCUGGGCCUAGAUCCUAUCCUACUUGGCGUUCCUCUCUGUCUAUCGGGCCUGUUCCUCAGGCGCCGGGUUCCCCUGGGCCAUCUUCUAGUGGGGAAGUAAGGACACAUUGUUAGUUCCCGCCCAAAGAUAUGCAACCGAACUUCUCAAAAAGCUCUGGGUUCUUGUUGUGAUGUUAAUUUUGUCGUUCUAACCAGACUUGAAUGUGACCGAGGUUAACUGCUCCUGUUUACAUUGAUAGAAUUGCUGUUCAGCCGGUGUUCGUCUAGCAAAUUUGAUUAAAAACCUAAAAGAAA
Molecule: messenger RNA, 2560 nt
Organism: Heteronotia binoei (common prickly gecko)
Lineage: Eukaryota; Metazoa; Chordata; Lepidosauria; Squamata; Gekkonidae
Gene: TKTL1
Product: transketolase like 1
Exons: 14
Coding region: 33-1913 (626 amino acids)
Molecular function (GO): transketolase activity; thiamine pyrophosphate binding
Source: RefSeq, a predicted model, not a curated record